UCAGCCUCGUCAUGCCUCCGCUCUGCCUCAGAGCAUCCACACGGCCGUCUGCUGCCUCAGCCUCGUCAUGCCUCCGCUCUGCCUCAGAGCAUCCACACGGCCGUCUGCUGCCUCAGCCUCGUCAUGCCUCCGCUCUGCCUCAGAGCAUCCACACGGCCGUCUGCUGGCACAGGCCCAGCAUGGUUGCCAAGCACCGCCAAUCUUGUCAGCCUCCUGUGUCUCAUGCUGUGGGUGUAGAUGGAGCCUAGAAAGGGGGCAUUUUGUCUCUUUGGUAGCCUUUUGUCACUGCCCAGUCCAAUCCCUCCAAAGAGUGCCCCCUGGAGGCCUCUAGGCUGAUGCCAAGUCAUCUUCUGCAUCUCCUCCAGUGAGAUGGCUCCUUCUCCGAGAUUGACGUCAGAAGCCCUGCAUCAGGGCCUUCCUUAACCUGAUCCACCGAUGUUCUGCCCAACAGGGAUCUCCCCCGGGGUUAACAUCUCCUUCAUCAAGGGGGCGGCGGUCGUGCUGGUUGGCACAGAGGUGCAGAUGAUGUGUCACUCGUGGUCUGGAAGCCAGGGACCCCCCAAAUGGUACCGGCUGACUCCACAUGACGGGCCCAUAGUCAUGUCAGGCGACGUCCUGAAUCUGCAUAAUGUGACAGUGGAAGAUUCCGGAAGCUAUGCCUGUACCUACACUACAAUCCUUGAUGGCAGCCAGCCCGUUAACCUGACAGUGAUCGAGGUGCUCCCCCCCGUCACGGUGGCUGCCACACCCAGCAUUCUCUUCGUGUUCGAGGGCCAGACGCUCACGCUGAGGUGCCUGUCAGCCUCAGGGGUCGCCGUCUCUCCUCUCGUGGUCUGGAGCUGGGAGAGACUGGGUGUCAACGCCUCAGAGAGCGUGGGUUCGGGCCAGGAGCUGAGCCUGAGCACCAUGGGGCAGAGCGGCAACUACCACUGCCAGGCACACCUGUCCUUGGAGGGCAUCAAGCAGCUGCAGACCAGCGAGGUCCACGCAGUGCACAUCCUCCCCCAGCCAGGUGAUCCUGCAGGGCUUCUAACCAUCGGCAUUGCAGCGUUUGCCCUGGUCCUGCUGGCCUGGACCAUCCUGCUCCUGAUACUUCUGUACCUCUACGUGGGACGGGCUAAAGCGAGCAAGGCCCUGACGCAGAUGGACAGACAAGCGCCCCCUGGAGGUCUGCCGGAGUCUCUGACCUGCAUACAGACAGUGCAAGGGCCGAUGGCAGGAGGAGACAUUUACAUAAACUGCAAAGAACUGGCGGAGACCUACUGUGACCUGAACCCCUCCAGGAUGGAGAAGGAGAACUUCUACGGCAAACUGACCUGAGAGUCACGGCUGACGGCCCCCCGGAUCUGGCACAGCGCCGCUGCCGAAGCAGCCAAGCCGUGUUACUGCAGAGCUGGAAGCCAAAGCGCUUUGCUCCGUCCCUCCCUG
Messenger RNA from Paramormyrops kingsleyae, 1428 nucleotides. The record is from RefSeq and is a predicted model, not a curated record. Lineage: Eukaryota; Metazoa; Chordata; Actinopteri; Osteoglossiformes; Mormyridae.